AUGCUCGGUCUAUCUCUUCUCUUCCUGUUCGCCAUGAGCAUGGCCACAGCAACCCCUUCUGACCAGGCAACCUACGUCAGCAUCUUUGACAUCGUCGAAUCGUCAGAAUCGGCCGCCGUCCUCAAGGUCAUGAUCGACGACUCUCCAGGCUACUCGUACAUCGACCUUGACCUCAGCGAUAUCAAUCUUCUCAGAGUCUCGGUCUUGCAUGGUGAUGAUGAUUCGGUCAUCUCUCGUAUGGAAGCGCCAACGAACUCAAAAGCCGCUGCAUUCCAAAAAGCAUUGGAUGCCGAAGCUGCCAGUCAAUCACAGCAAGAACCUUUGGAGCCAGGAGCGAUGGAUUGA
This is a messenger RNA of Aureobasidium uvarum, 345 nucleotides long. The record is from the annotation of a GenBank genome assembly. NCBI's taxonomy places the organism in Eukaryota, Fungi, Ascomycota, Dothideomycetes, Dothideales, Saccotheciaceae.